GCCCCUUACCCGUCCCGUCCCGGCCUUGGCCCCGGCCCGACCCCUCCCCAGGCUCCCGGCGGGAUGGGGGACAACACCAGCCCCAUCAGCGUGAUUCUGGUGAGCUCGGGGAGCCGGGGCAAUAAGCUGCUAUUCAGGUACCCCUUCCAGAGGAGCCAGGAGCACCCGGCGUCCCAGACAAGUAAGCCUCGUAGCAGAUACGCUGUCAACAGCACCAGAGAGCAUGCCGAGGACCAGGACGGCGACUCCAGGUUUUCAGAUGUCAUUCUGGCAACAAUUUUGGCAACCAAGUCUGAAAUGUGUGGGCAGAAGUUUGAACUGAAGAUUGAUAACGUGCGUUUUGUUGGGCACCCGACGCUGCUGCAGCACGCGCUGGGCCAGGUCUCCAAAACAGAUCCAUCUCCGAAGAGGGAGGCUCCCACCAUGAUUCUUUUUAAUGUGGUAUUUGCACUGAGGGCCAAUGCUGACCCAUCGGUGAUAAACUGUCUGCACAACCUCUCCCGCCGCAUUGCCACCGUGCUGCAGCACGAGGAGCGCCGCUGCCAGUACCUCACGCGGGAGGCCAAGCUGAUCCUGGCGCUGCAGGACGAGGUGUCUGCCAUGGCUGACGCAAAUGAUGGGCCUCAGUCCCCGUUCCAUCACAUCCUGCCCAAGUGCAAGCUGGCCAGGGACCUCAAGGACGCUUACGACAGCCUGUGCACAUCUGGUGUGGUGCGGCUCCACGUCAACAGCUGGCUGGAGGUGAGCUUCUGCCUGCCCCAUAAGAUCCACUACGCGGCCACGAGCCUUAUUCCCCCCGAGGCCAUCGAGCAGAGCCUGAAGGCCAUCCGCCCGUACCACGCCCUUCUGCUGCUCAGCGACGAGAAGUCCCUGCUGGGCGAGCUCCCGAUUGACUGCUCCCCAGCCCUGGUGCGUGUGAUCAAGACCACGUCUGCUGUGAAGAACCUGCAGCAGCUGGCCCAGGACGCAGACCUGGCCUUGCUGCAGGUUUUCCAGCUUGCGGCGCACCUGGUGUACUGGGGCAAGGCCAUCAUCAUCUACCCGCUGUGUGAGAACAACGUCUACAUGCUUUCUCCCAACGCCAGUGUGUGUCUGUACUCUCCGCUGGCUGAGCAGUUCUCACGCCAGUUUCCAUCUCACGACCUGCCGUCUGUCCUCGCUAAGUUCUCCUUGCCCGUCUCCUUGUCAGAAUUUAGGAACCCCCUGGCCCCCGCUGUGCAGGAGACGCAGCUCAUCCAGAUGGUGGUGUGGAUGCUGCAGCGCAGGCUCCUGGUCCAGCUGCACACCUACGUUUGCCUGAUGGCCUCGCCCAGUGAGGACGAGCCCCGCCCCCGGGAGGAUGAUGUGCCCCUCACCACCAGGGUUGGCGGCCGCAGCCUCAGCACGCCCAACGCCCUCAGCUUUGGCUCCCCAACCAGCAGUGAUGACAUGACCCUCACCAGCCCCAGCAUGGACAACUCCAGUGCAGAGCUGCUCCCCAGUGGGGACUCGCCACUCAACAGGAGGAUGACGGAGAACCUGCUGGCCAGCCUGUCUGAGCAUGAACGGGCAGCCAUCCUCAGCGUGCCCGCGGCACAGAACCCUGAGGACCUCCGCAUGUUUGCCAGGCUCCUGCACUAUUUCCGCGGCCGCCACCACCUGGAGGAGAUCAUGUACAACGAGAACACGCGGCGCUCCCAGCUGCUCGCGCUGGUGGACAAGUUCCGCAGUGUCCUGGUGGUGACCACCCACGAGGAUCCGGUCAUCACUGUCUUCCAGGCCCUGCUCACCUGAGCUGGGGCACCGGAGGGAGCCUCCCCCCCGCAGGCUCCUUCCCUCCCCAUGGGGCCCCUGCUCUCCACAUCCUCACCUGCCUCCAGUCCUGGAAACAGCCUCAGGGGCUCUGAGCUGAGAAGGUGAGGCUCGAGCUGGGAGAGCGUCCAGGACUCUUGCCUCUGAGUGAGGCUUGCAUGCUGCCCACACCAACAACUUGGCCCGUGUUUCUCUCA
This is a messenger RNA of Lipotes vexillifer (Yangtze River dolphin), 1988 nucleotides long. RefSeq names its product NPR3 like, GATOR1 complex subunit (gene NPRL3). Lineage: Eukaryota; Metazoa; Chordata; Mammalia; Artiodactyla; Lipotidae. The transcript has 13 exons. Gene Ontology annotation, cellular component: GATOR1 complex. The record is from RefSeq and is a predicted model, not a curated record. Gene Ontology annotation, biological process: positive regulation of autophagy; cellular response to amino acid starvation; TORC1 signaling. The coding region runs from base 64 to 1773 and encodes 569 amino acids.